UAGGAAAAAAAGAAAAAAGAAAGAAAAGAAACUUGUUCCGCUGAGUUCAACCCCAGACAGGCUCACAACUUCCUUCCUGCUUUCCGACCCCCUCCCCUCCCUACUCUCGCUCCCGCACAUUCAACACACUGAAGAAACAGCCAAUGACAAGGGUGAUGUUGGAAAAGACGAGUAACGAUCACGGCGGCUGAACAGUUGAAAAAUAAUAGCAGUAAUAAUAAAGUUACAGAUCCAGCCGACAAUAGAAUUUGCUCGCUUUUUUCAGUUACGCGCCUCAGGCGGGGACAAGAGAGACGUCUAAACAUCUUGACCAAGAGGAAGGUAUUAUUAUUUCUAGAGCAAUUUUCAAGUCUGUGCGUCUUCAUGGCUAGAGUUUUUCCCGAGGCAAUUGGAUAGUCAAAGGUGCCAAUCUCUCCUGGACAGUUCGCGUGUUUAUGGAGCUGUGGACCGGGGUCCGCUCAUCGCCCCUACGCGUCUCCCGUUCCCUGGGCAAUGCUGCAGCCGCUGCCGCCGCCGCCUCCCCCUCCUAAGAGGACGUGGGCUGUUCGGCAGAAACUGACCUGGGUGAAGGAGGAGGAGGAGGAGGAAGCGGAGCCUGUCCCCCGGCGGCCGGACCCAUUACUAUGGCCGUGUUUUGCUAUGCGCUCAACAGCCUAGUGAUCAUGAAGAAGAGCGGCGAGGAAGAGGAGAAGAGCCGAGGCUGCAGAGGAGGCAGGAGCAAGACCCCGCCUGCCACGCGCAGACACGGGCCACCUGGAGUCGUCCGGGGAAGCGAGAGGCAUAGCAGCUAUUGCCCUUUGCCUCUGGGCGGCAGCGGCAGUUCCAGCGGCUCCCCCGCUGCAUUCCUCUUCCCUCCAGCCGAGCCGCCGCGGGCCACGGAGGUGGCUCCCGUUCUCAGGUCCCCUCGAGAGCUCGGCAGCCCUCUCUGGACGAGCCCCCAGAGCCGCUCUCCUUCGCCCGGCUGGAAAGAGGCUUGCGGGACGUCGCGGGUCCUCCAGCGGGAGCUGCAGAAUGUGCAGGUGGUUGAGAAAGUGGGGCUGUUCGAGGCGCACAUCCAGGCGCACAGUUCGGGGGGCGCCGCUUUCCCCCUAAAGAGUCCCCGCCUGCCCAGGAGAAAGUCGCCUCCUUCCCCAAGCCGACCUCGCCCCUUGCAGCUGGUGGAGGAUACCCCGUCGAGGCAACGAGAGAUUGAGGAGGGAAUCAAGGAACUCGAUAAACUCUGGUUCCGACUGGAAACCACAGGGAAGGCGUUAGAGAAGGAGGCAGAGAAGGGUUCUGGGGACACCUAUCCAUUACAGGUGGCGGGCAAGGGAAUAAAGGAAGGUGCGUCUCCCUUUACUGAGAAAGAAAACGGACUCUUCCGAGAGCAGGGCCCAAGGCACUGGGCCAAAGAGACCUUUGGAGCACAAGAUUUGGAAGAGGUGGAGAGCAGGAGCCAAACUGGGAUGUGGAGGUCAGAUCCAAUGGAUAAAGGAUGUGCAUUGUUGAAAGGGCCCAAUUCUAACCAGAUGGGGAGGGUGAAUGGGAUUUCCAGGGCACAGGAGUCCAGGCAGACGGAAAGGGGACAGUGGCCUAUUGGGAGGCAGGGCUUUGAGGUGAGAGGUGAGCCUCUGGAAGAAAAAGACUCCAAAGAGGUGGAGAGCAGGAGAAGCUAUGAGGAAACUCGGGGCUCUGAUGAAAUGAGCAUCAUGAUGCAGCCAGAUGAAGGCGAGGCACAACUUUUGGAGGGGUCAAGCAAGGUGAGCAGUUGCUGUGAGAAUCAAAGCUUCAUAGAACUUGAGCUCUGGAGGAGGGACUUUUCUGGAGGGCAGGGCUCAGGAGCAAUAGAGAUGCCCCUUGGAGAGCUGCUCCCUCCAGGAGACCCGCCUUGUCUUGCCAGAACUGACAGCAAGGAAGGUAGCAGCAGCCUGUUCGCUUUGACAUUCUCUGGGAAGCAGUCUUGGACUGAGAUUAUGGCUGAAGCCCAUGCUGUUGGGCUGCAGGAACAGCAGCUUCCGUCAGGGACCUCUGCAGCUUUACCACAACCGAGGCCUUCCCUAGUGGAAGUGGGGAGCUGCUGUGGAGGUGCAACCAUUCCUGCUGUUAUUGUGACAGACCUGGAUGCUCAGGAGGAAGAUAAAACAGGAGCAGCUCCCCCAAAGGACCUGCCAAUCAGGAAGCUGUCUUCUUCCUCAGCUUCUUCCACUGGCUUUUCCUCAUCCUGGGAAGAGUCUGAAGAAGAUAUCUCCAGUGAUCCUGAGCGAUCCUUGGACCAGAGUCCAGCCUUCCUGCAGACCCUGGAUAAACCCAGAGUGAGCAAAUCGUGGCGGAAAAUCAAGAACAUGGUGCAUUGGUCCCCCUUUGUUAUGUCCUUUAAGAAGAAAUAUCCCUGGAUCCAAUUAGCAGGGCAUGCAGGUAGCUUCAAAGCUGCAGCAAAUGGAAGGAUAUUAAAGAAGCAUUGUGAGUCUGAACAGCGUUGUUUGGACCGUUUGAUGAAUGAUGUCCUUAAGCCUUAUGUUCCUGCCUACCAUGGAGAUAUUGUGAAGGAUGGGGAGAGGUAUAAUCAGAUGGAAGAUCUCCUAGCUGAUUUUGAUUCUCCUUGUGUCAUGGACUGCAAGAUGGGAGUCAGGACCUAUUUGGAAGAGGAAUUAUCAAAGGCCAGAAAGAAGCCAAGUUUGCGGAAAGACAUGUAUCAGAAGAUGAUCGAAGUAGAUCCUGAGGCUCCGACUGAGGAAGAGAACUCUCAACAUGCAGUGACCAAGCCUCGAUACAUGCAGUGGAGAGAAACUAUAAGUUCUACAGCAACGUUAGGGUUUCGUAUUGAAGGAAUAAAGAAAGAAGAUGGCACUGUGAACAGGGAUUUCAAGAAGACUCGGACAAAGGAACAAGUCAUGGACGCCUUCAGGGAAUUUACAAAAGGAAACCAUAACAUUCUGAACAGUUAUCUUAACCGGUUAAAGGGAAUACAUGAUACUUUGGAAACAUCACCAUUCUUCAAGACCCAUGAGGUAAUUGGGAGUUCUCUUCUCUUCAUCCAUGACAAGAAGGAGCAGGCCAAAGUAUGGAUGAUUGAUUUUGGGAAAACCACUCCACUUCCAGAGGGACAGGUUCUGCAGCACAAUGUGCCCUGGAUAGAGGGGAACAGAGAGGAUGGCUACCUAUGGGGGCUGGAUAAUCUUAUUGAGAUCCUAACAGAGUUGUCUCAACAUGAAGAUCUGCAUUAAAACCAAGAGUCCACAGUCCACCACCUAGUUCCUCCAACUGACUUUCUGAUCUGCACUACAAGACACUUUUCUUCCACGUUCUCUUCCAGUUCUAAAAUUUAAAAGUUCCUUUUCUUUUAUUUAAGGCAGAGACCCCCAAACGUAGCACUUUUAAGACUUGUAGACUUCAACACCCAGAAUUCU
Molecule: messenger RNA, 3386 nt
Organism: Notechis scutatus (mainland tiger snake)
Lineage: Eukaryota; Metazoa; Chordata; Lepidosauria; Squamata; Elapidae
Gene: ITPKB
Product: inositol-trisphosphate 3-kinase B
Biological process (GO): inositol phosphate biosynthetic process; phosphatidylinositol phosphate biosynthetic process
Cellular component (GO): cytoplasm; nucleus
Molecular function (GO): inositol hexakisphosphate kinase activity
Source: RefSeq, a predicted model, not a curated record